UUUUCAAGCUGUCAGCUGGGAGUGAAACUAUCUCCAAUAAAUGUCCUUGAACAUCUCUUUUCAGCCAUCAGUAAACAGGCAGGUAGAAUCUGUUGUCGUGACGCCGCUGGCCCGCAUUGAUUUAAACAAAUCUUCAGCAAAAAGGCAGAGUUUCCGCCCAAAGGAGGAAGCAAGAAGAUGUGACGCCACCACUGAAAAACAAAAGCUAGUGGGAAACUAGAGUCACACCAUCUUUGAAAUCGGGACGGCAGAUCAGCCGAGCAGAAAGCACAUAAGUGAGCUGACAAACUUGGCAAUGGCAUUUAACAAACUCUUCAUCAUUCUCCUGUUUUUUCUUUGCAAUCUGGCUGUGGUGCUCACAGACGGCGCCGUGCCUUGCUACAGGAUUGAUCCGGGGACAAUAGCAGGCAUCAUCUGUGCAGAUGUGUUGCUGACUCUCAUCAUUGUCAUCGUCACCUACCGAUGUGCCAGCUUUCGGCGCCAAAAGAAAGAAAAGGCUGACAAAGUGUACAUGAACGUUCGGGCCAACUGCAUGAACUGAUCGACAAGAUGUUGGAAAAGAUGAAGUCAAGUGGAUUAUUGCACAUGUUAAACAUGUUCUACUAAACAUACAACAAGUACAGUCCUAACUCUGAAUUCAUAGGCUAUCACUGUCACCAGUAAUAGUCCAAUGCACUGGAUCUAAAGCUGGUUCUGUAUCCUAUUUGAAAGCUUUAGAAAAUUGUAUAAAGAGACUUUUACAUUUAGUCCCUUGUGUGCUUGUGCUCUUCAGCUCGCUGCUCGGAGUUACCUUGUAAAAGCUAGAGUCAGACUUACGCCACUUUCACCGCAAGCAGAAAACAGCACCCUCUGCAGUUGACUUUUGGUAGCAACAUGUCUAAAUGCUGUAUUUUAAUGAGCCCUGGAGAUUUUAUGUAAAUAUUCUUUUUCAUAAAAAUGAGAUUUUACAUAUGUUUUACAGUGUCUGCUGACAAACCACUGAGUUGACAAUGUACAAAGAGAAAUGUAGAUAGAAUUUCCAGCACAUUACUAAUGUAAGUAAUUUUUUCAGUUUUCAAUAAAUACUGUUUUUGGAU
Messenger RNA from Chelmon rostratus (copperband butterflyfish), 1076 nucleotides. It is a transcript of the gene hcst, whose product is annotated as hematopoietic cell signal transducer. Gene Ontology annotation, biological process: regulation of immune response; positive regulation of phosphatidylinositol 3-kinase/protein kinase B signal transduction. The record is from RefSeq and is a predicted model, not a curated record. The transcript is spliced from 6 exons. The coding region runs from base 296 to 541 and encodes 81 amino acids. Gene Ontology annotation, molecular function: signaling receptor binding; phosphatidylinositol 3-kinase binding. Gene Ontology annotation, cellular component: membrane. NCBI's taxonomy places the organism in Eukaryota, Metazoa, Chordata, Actinopteri, Chaetodontiformes, Chaetodontidae.